AAAACGCAUACUCUGACAUGUAUUGUCGCGUGCGCACUCUAGUGCCUUGUAAAGUACAUUUGACAAAAUAUACCAAAGAGAACAGUAAGAAUGACAUUAAUUUGCUGAAUCGGUGUUGAACAGCGUCUUAACUUUUAAAUAACAAAAAAAGAAAACUCAUUUGAAAUAACUAAAAUAAAAGCAAAAUUGUUCGUGCAUCGAGUAAAAGGCAGUUUUCAGGUCAGCGAAACGAAAGUGAAUUGAUCGAAUCGGCUUUUCUGUAAUUUUCUUCGUUUUUUUUGUUCCGAAAAAGUGAUUGAAGAAGAAAAAACACGAACGAGAAAAUGUUCGGAAGUAUAACAACGUAUUUGAAUGCAGUGGCCCGUACAUGGCAUGCUCAAGACGGUGCACUUGUGGGUCAGUUAGUGUCUCUACGGGAUCGUCAUGCAACCAAUGCUCAAUUGCAGGUUGAAUUUCCAGAAAGUAUGGUUGAACGUAUUCUCGAUGCACCAGUCGAUGAGAUUGUGGCCGAACAUAUAAAAGUUCUUUAUUACCUGUCUCGUUCACCGAAAAAUUACAUCAAAGCAUACAAACAUCAAACGGCAUGUGCACAAAAUGUGGUUAAAAUGUUGACAGCAAUGAAAGAAGAGAACUGGUCGUUGCCCAUAAUGUACGUGGUCUGUUUGGAUUUAAGAUUAUUGGCUCAAAAAUGUGAAGAAUUUGAAGGUAGCCACGUAUCAAAACCGGGUGAGAUUCUGGAAAAAGCUGCUGAAUGUUUGAUGGGUUGUUUUCGUGUGUGUGCCGCUGACAGCAGAUCAUCGGAUGAGGAUACAAAACGGUUGGGAAUGUUAAAUUUGGUUAAUCAACUAUUCAAGGUGUAUUUCCGCAUAAAUAAAUUGCAUUUAUGUAAACCAUUGAUUCGUGCCAUUGAAAGUUCAGCAUACAAAGACUCAUUUCCACUAGCCCAGCAAAUUACCUACAAAUACUUUGUCGGACGCAAAGCGAUGUUCGAUUCUGAUUACAAAACGGCCGACAGAUAUUUGAGCUAUGCGUUCAAUCAUUGUCAUAAAAAAUUUCCAAAAAAUAAGCGUCUCAUUCUGAUCUAUUUGGUGCCGGUGAAAAUGUUGCUUGGUUAUAUGCCAAAACGUGAGAUGUUGGAACGAUACGAUGUACUUCAAUUCCAUGAAUUGGCAUGUGCAUUGAAAGUGGGUAAUAUUUCGAAAUUUGACGAAGUCAUUCAACGGCAUGAGAAAUUUUUCAUCGAAUAUGGCAUUUACUUGAUUGUUGAAAAGCUCAAAAUGUAUGGAUACCGAAAUCUUUUCAAACGGGUGUAUCUUAUCACACAAACACAUCAAUUGGACUUGCAAAAUUUCUUAUUUGCUCUUCAAUUUGCCGGCGAAACGGAUAUCACGAUGGACGAAACACAUUGUAUUGUAUCGAAUUUGAUUUUUGAAGGACGUAUCAAGGGAUAUAUCUCACAGCAGCACAAUAAACUCGUUGUAUCCAAACAAAAUCCGUUUCCAUCGCUACACACAAUUUGUUAAUUUUUUGCAAUCAUCCGAAAAAUGAAAUCAAAUAUAUUUCACUGAAAAUCAUAAUUA
Molecule: messenger RNA, 1580 nt
Organism: Contarinia nasturtii (swede midge)
Lineage: Eukaryota; Metazoa; Arthropoda; Insecta; Diptera; Cecidomyiidae
Gene: PCID2
Product: PCI domain-containing protein 2 homolog
Exons: 5
Coding region: 324-1523 (399 amino acids)
Biological process (GO): transcription elongation by RNA polymerase II; post-transcriptional tethering of RNA polymerase II gene DNA at nuclear periphery; poly(A)+ mRNA export from nucleus
Cellular component (GO): transcription export complex 2
Molecular function (GO): RNA binding; double-stranded DNA binding
Source: RefSeq, a predicted model, not a curated record